CAUCUGGCAUCACGGCGUAUAAAGACUGACAUAACCUUGAAAAUUCGCUUGUUUGUUAUCCCGGGUAAGAUUGUACGUGACUGAGUGCUUUUUCACAAAGUUUUGGAAUUGAUUGUUUAGUGGAUUACAAGACAGUGCAAAUUUCCAUAAAAGAGAAACCACAUUACCUUGAAAAAUGUCUGAACGUAAAGUAUUAAACAAUUGCAGAGAAUUUUUUUAAACAAAUAAGAUGGGAGUCUAUUCGACAGAACUCGUGUGACCAUUGCAUUGUGCAUUUCCUUCUUUCAUGUCAUUGGGCCUGAUAAACCGUGAUUUAUCUGAGCGAAGCGAGAAAUAUUAUCCCCCGGAUUUUGAUCCGUCGAAGAUACCUCGCAUGGAACUUGCCAAAAAUCGUCAAUAUACAGUACGUCUAAUGGCUCCCUUCAACAUGAGAUGUAAAACUUGCGGUGAAUACAUUUACAAAGGAAAAAAAUUCAAUGCCCGCAAGGAGGACGUCGACGGUGACGAUUACCUCGGCAUUAGGAUAUACAGAUUCUACAUAAAAUGCACGAGAUGUCUGCAGGAGAUAUCCUUCAAGACAGAUCCAAAAAACACUGAUUAUGAGAUCGAGGCAGGAGCUACGAGGAACUUCAUGGCAUUGAAAUUAGCGGAGGAGCAAGCGCAGAGGGAGGAGGACGAGGAAAAGGAAGAGGAGGCAAUCAAUCCCAUGAAAUUAUUGGAAAAGAGAAUACACCAAUGUAAACAGGAAUUAGAAUUACUCGAGUCUUUGGAGGAAUUGAAGGACCUCAACUGGCGACAGCAGAGAUUCAAUUACGACGAGAUGUUGGAGCAGUACAACACCGCCAUCGCUAGACAGAGAACGAUCAAAGAGCAAGAGAAAUUGGACGAGGAAUUGGUUCAAUCCAUCUUCAGCAAAAAGAGAUUAAUCGGCCAUGUUUUAGAAGAGGAAAUCAUUGAGCUGGACGACCCUGAUGAUCCUUCCAUUCGACCGAAGAGGCUGCACAGUUCCGAUGAAUUAACUACAACCGUCAAUUCCGGUGAAACAUCAGACGGUAAAGCCAGUUCAAUGAUACAGGGUGACAUGACGAAGCCUAGUACCUUAACAUCAUCUUCGGUAGGAGAAGGUACCUCGUUGAGUUGGUCCGCAGUUUCUACUGCACCUCAAAAUAGAAGCGAACAGUUAAUCAAGAAAAAAACAUGUCUAGGAAUUGUUGCUGGUCGACAUGAUAAUAAGGAUUUGAAGCCUCUUACAUCACCAAAUAGACAGAAUGAUAAUUCAAGCAACUCGCAUAGUGUCGACGGCAUUAGCACGAAUGGCUUGGCGUUAUUAGGGGCAUAUUCUGAAGGCAGUGAUGACUGUAGCAGCGAAAUAAGUUAAUCUAUUGGAUUCAGAAAAUUGUGCAUAUUUUUCUAUGGAAUGUAGAGAUAGCUGGUAAAUAAUAAUGAUAAUAAAUAAAAUAAAUAACAAUCGACUAGAUGCAACGAUGGCUCAUAACUAUCGAAUGCUCGUUGUUCUUUAUUCCUGGAAACCAGUGUGCUCGUGUAUAAACCACUAUUCGAUUCAAUCGAAGAAUUGUUUAAUAUUAAUUAUGCUAAAUAUCAACUCAAAAUCUCUCUCCCUGUCUUUAAUUACAUGCGUAAGACUUUUUCUUCAUUUGUCAAUAUCAUUGUCAUAUGUUCACAUUCGAGGCGGGAAAUACAAAUAGGAUGCGCGGAAUGCGUUGUACCAUGUAAUGAUAAAUUAUUUAAAUUAUUUUCUAUGUACAAUAAUAUGUAUAUAAUAUUCUAUGUAUAUUAUUUUAUAUGGAAAACAAUUUAAGGUCCGGCUGGCUCAAUAGCAUCUAGUAUAUUUUUCAUAUAAAUUUUUCAUCUACAAAUAUUUGAAAAAAUGAAAAAAAGUAAUUUUAGAAUCCGGGAACACAUAAUUAUUAAUAAAUAAUUCAAAAACCGUUGGCAGUUACUGGGCAACUACUGCGCAAAAUGAAAAAAUAAUGUAAUGGAUGCCAAACUAUUUGGAACUAAUAGUGAUAAUAUUUUCUCCAAUUUGAAAAUCUAACUAAUAUUGUGAAAUCUACUAAUAUUGUGUGGAAAAUUAAUUGAAAAAAAAUGCAGGGAUUCAAACAAAGAGUAUAGACUAAAUAGAGAUUUAGCAGAGACCAUGGGGGAGAUCAGCAGGGCCAGUCCUGAGCUGCGAGAAGUUAUCAACUUAUUAUUCUAAUCAAUUAUCCCGCUCAUGCCCAAUCGCUUGAAGGUCCUUUGCAGGUUUAUGAUAGAUAAGAAUUAUUGUUUGAUCGAUCAUCGUGUUUUUAAAAUGAAUUUUUCAAAAAAAUGAAAUAUUUCUACGGAAGUUAUCAUCUUUUUUUUUUUAAUUUAGCCCUAGAAUGUUGAAUGACCGCUCAAACGAUCGAGAAUCGUUUGCAGGUGAUUGAUAGAUGAUCAUCAAUCCCCUACAGAUCACUAAUUAUGAAUUAUUGAUUAAAAAUCAUUUUGAGGUUACUGAGCUCAGCGGCGGCGGAGUAGGGAGGUCGCCAUAUUGUAUCCAACAGCUGACGGUUUGCAUUUUGAGGCAUGGCGAAAAACUCCUCCGAAACAACUUCUUUCCAAUCAAACUCACGAUCUCAUCUACAGGAGCAGGGCGCAAAUAUUGUUAUCUCUUCGUGACACUGACGUAUGUGAUUCUACUGAGAAAAUGUGGAAUGACAUUCCAAUAUUAGAAAUCGAAGUAUGUGGUACACCAGCCGAUGUUUGGAGGAAUUGUCUUUUUAAUGAACCGAGCCAAUGGAAAAAGUAUGAUUUUACUUGUGGGAGCUAUAUCCAACCCAUUUCGAUCUUGGAGCCGAAUAUUCCUAAACCAUUGAUCACAUCAAACAAGUUACUUUUACCUCUGGAGUUUCAUAAAGUUUUAAAAAAGGUGCAAUGUCGCCGACCUCUUUGUAGCAGCAGAUGCAAUGUAGAGACAACCCAAUUUUCAUCUAUUCAUUCAUUUGAAGCGAUCAACUAAGUGUUUGCUGGGGAAUGUCUUUAAAAUGAUUGAAAUGGGCGAUCAGUAUCAAAUUGCUGGGGUCAUCAGUGCAUUUCAUGACCGAUACGUGGCCUUUUGUUUAGUGAAUGGAAAGUGGUGGUUGUACGACAACCAGCAGCCAAACAUCCAAAUGACAUCAGAUGUAGAAUUCGUUGAACUGGUUAGAUUAGUUUAUAUUUUAAAAAAUACAAUGAGUUGCUAAGCAUGUUAAAAAAAAUAUCACUUACCAAAGUUAUUCUAUCAAAGAUGAAUAUUUAUUUGUUUUCCAAUAAAAAAAUAUAAUGAUUAGAAAAUUUA
Molecule: messenger RNA, 3319 nt
Organism: Diachasmimorpha longicaudata
Lineage: Eukaryota; Metazoa; Arthropoda; Insecta; Hymenoptera; Braconidae
Product: splicing factor YJU2-like
Exons: 4
Coding region: 287-1378 (363 amino acids)
Biological process (GO): mRNA splicing, via spliceosome
Cellular component (GO): U2-type catalytic step 1 spliceosome
Source: RefSeq, a predicted model, not a curated record